Messenger RNA from Nicotiana tabacum (common tobacco), 1413 nucleotides. NCBI's taxonomy places the organism in Eukaryota, Viridiplantae, Streptophyta, Magnoliopsida, Solanales, Solanaceae. The record is from RefSeq and is a predicted model, not a curated record.
AUGAUGAAGAAAUUGAUGGCUGACCAGCAGCCCCACACCGCAGAGAUGAUAAAGAAAGUGAUGGUUGACCAGCAGGCCCAAGCCACAGCAAUGAGAAAUCUGGAGCGCCAAGUGGGACAACUGGCUAGUGCCCAAAAUACUAGACCAGUUGGAGCUCUCCCAAGUGACACUGUAGCUAAUCCUAAGGCAUCCAUUAAUGUCGUGUCAUUGAGGAAUGGGAGACAAUUUGAAGAAGUCCAGUCGAAAAAGAGAAAACAUGUGACUUUUAAUGAGAGGCCAGUCACUAUAGAGUCAGAAUCAAAAAAAUCAAAGGAAUGUGAGAAGCCAGCUGAAGAGGCGGUGGCUAAGCAACCUUCACAGUUGGUUGCGAGGCCACCACCUCCGUUCCCUCAAAGAUUCCAGAAGGUGAAGGAUAAUGCCGCGUAUAAAAAGUUUCUUGAUAUUUUGAAGCAGGUGCAAAUUAAUAUUCCUUUGGUAGAUAUCUUGCAAGAAGUACCCAAAUAUGCAAAAUACAUCAAGGACAUAGUGGCAAAUACAAGAAGAUUGGCCGAGUUCGAGACUGUGGCACUCACUGAGGAAUGCAGCUCAAGAAUUCAAAGCAAGAUACCUCAUAAAUUGAAGGAUCCGGGUAGUUUCACUAUCCAAAUCUCAAUUGGUAAGCGUACAGUCGGGCGAGCCUUAUGUGAUCUUGGAGCGAGCAUUAAUUUGAUGCUGCUAUCUGAGUUUAGACAGUUGGGGUUGGGUGAGCCACGCCCAACAACGCCUGAUCAGGAAGUCCCAUUAAUUUUAGGGCAUCCAUUUUUAGCCACGGACCGAGCUAUUAUUGAUGUUUGCGAAGGAAAGAUUACGAUGAGAGUAGGCGAUCGAGUGGAGGUAUUCAAUGUAUAUAAAGCACUCAGAUUGUCAGCCCACUAUGAAGAGAUGUCCAUGAUUUCUGUGGUGGAAAGUGAUGUUACAUCAUUAGUGCCUUAUAGGAGUCCUAUAGAUCCUCUUGAACGAGCUUUGAUUGGGGAUGAAGAAGACAGUGAAGAUGAAAUGAUGGAAGAAAUUGAGAAAGAACUUGAUAUGUCCUGCAGUUAUGUCCAUGGGUUUGGAAAAUUUGAGGAGUUGGACAGGCCUAUUACUCUGACCCCGCCUAAGCCAUCUAUUGAAGAAGCUCCAAAGCUAGAACUUAAGCCCCUACCAGUGCAUCUGCGCUAUACUUAUUUGGGGAAUUCUGAGACAUUGCCCGUGAUUAUCUCAUCCAACUUGACUAACACACAAGAAGAAAAAUUGUUCAGAGUCCUUCGCGAGCAUAAAAAGCUAUUGGGUGGACAAUUGCUGGCAUCAAUGGAAUCUGUCCAUCAUUUUGCAUGCAUAAAAUCUUCUUGGAAGAUGGACACUGCCCUAGUGUUGAGCAGCAAAGGAGGUUAA